CACACAUAAAUACGAAAACUUGCUCACUCAGAGAUGCGCGCGCGCGCACACACACACACACCCCCAUCAAUCGAGUAAAAUAACUGGCUGAGAGGCGUCGCCGAGGCGAGGGGGGGGGUGAGAGGAGCCAUGCGCGGGGGUCGUCGGGGCUGCUUCGCAGAUCGGCGAAGCGUGCCAAUGGACGCGUCGCGGCGCUGAACGCCCCCCCCCCCACCCGCGACAUGUCGCGCGCGGCGGCCAUCGCCAGCUCGCUGAUGCGCCAGAAGCGGCAAGCGCGGGAGCGCGAGAGGGCCAGCGCGUGCCUCGACGGCGACGCCGCCGCCGCCGCCGCCGGCAAACUGAACGUGUUUGCGCGCGUCAACUUGUUUGGCGCCCGCAAGAAGAGGAAGCGGAGGAGGCCGCCGGAGCCGCAGCUGAAGGGCAUCGUGACGCGACUGGCCAGUCGGCAGGGCUUCCAGCUUCAGCUUCAGCCCGACGGCACCGUGGACGGAACCAAAGAAGACGACGACGCCUACGCUGUGUUCAACCUGAUCCCCGUGGGACUUCGUGUGGUCGCCAUCCAGGGCGUCCAAAGCAAACUCUACUUGGCCAUGAACUGCGAGGGCUUCCUCUACACCUCUGAACACUUCACGGCCGAGUGCAAGUUCAAGGAGUCGGUGUUCGAGAACUACUACGUGACCUACGCGUCCAUGCUGUACCGGCAGCAGGCGUCGGGGCGCUCGUGGUACCUGGGCCUGGACAAGGAGGGCGCCGUCAUGAAGGGCAACCGCGUCAAGAAGAACAAGCCGGCCGCGCACUUCAUUCCCAAGCCGCUCAAAGUGUCCAUGUACAGGGAGCCGUCCCUUCACGACCUGACGGAGUUGUCGCGCUCAAGCAGCGGCACGCCCGCCAAAAGUCGCAGCGCUUCGGCUCUGCUCGACGGAGGGAAGUCGGCCAGCAACGACGACCUGUCCUAGACCCCCGCCCCCCGACGGCCCCCUUGACUCUCGCACAAGCGCAUCUACAUCCUCUGUUCUUGUGUUGACCUCGCCCCAUCUUGCCGGCGAGAAACUAUGUCAAAGUGGGUUGAGGAGCUUGCUUUCCACAAAAAGUGUCGCCGUGCUGGCGAGCGGACGGCUUUUACGGAGCGGUGGCUCUUUUUGUGCACAUCGCGCGGCGUCCUGGUGCCCAGGAAACGUGGCAAAGUCAUUCCAGGUGUGAAUUUGGCAAUCGUGAACCUUUUGGAAAGGGGAAGGGGGGGUGAUUAGCCAAUUUUGGGGUGUAAGUGCCCACCCGUUGUUCAUUUUUUUUGGUUUUUUUCUUCACUGAGCAACUAUCUUGAAGUGAGUUGAGGAGCCAAUUCAGACCACGGUAGCAUUUGUCCACCACGUUGAAGAAUCUCUCCACAACUCCAAAGCUGUAACUGGCCGAGCUCACCCGGGACAUUUGCACUCUGCGUCCGCGCUCACUCUUUCAAUAUUUAAAGCUCAAUGGCUCACCGCUGGCCCGCAUUUUGAAGAGCGCGAUGGGUGCACGCCGGGCUCCUGGCUCAAAGAAAGAGGACAAGGUGGACGUCGACUUUUUAGUUUGAUUCCAUAAAGUGCAGCGGCAGCGUAACGUGGUCAUCGUCGCAAUCAUUUGGGCAGUCGAGUCGCCCGAUUGGAAGCCAGGGGGCGCCGCCGGUUGCUCGUCCUUCCGGCAC
Messenger RNA from Hippocampus zosterae (dwarf seahorse), 1681 nucleotides. RefSeq names its product fibroblast growth factor 13-like. Gene Ontology annotation, cellular component: cytoplasm. Lineage: Eukaryota; Metazoa; Chordata; Actinopteri; Syngnathiformes; Syngnathidae. Gene Ontology annotation, biological process: cell differentiation; positive regulation of cell population proliferation; animal organ morphogenesis. Bases 222 to 956 code for a protein of 244 amino acids. Gene Ontology annotation, molecular function: growth factor activity; fibroblast growth factor receptor binding. The record is from RefSeq and is a predicted model, not a curated record. The transcript is spliced from 5 exons.